UAAAGAAGAAAAAAAAAAUUAAAAAAAAAAUCAUGCUAAGUGCUCAUGAGUGAUUAUUAUUAAGCUUAAGCGGCUAUAUGAAGUUGAAACAUGACGACGGAUCAUACAAAGGAAAUUUCUGAUCUUCUAACGAAAUACAAAUCAAUAUUAAUACAAGAUUUACUUACGAAUAAAGCAGUAUUACAGUCGCUCGUCGAUGAGACGGUGAUUGACAAAAAUGAUUUAGAUUUUCUGUUAAAAACGGACGAUAAUGAGAAUGAGAAUGAAUUGAAUGAUAAGAAAUGUCAAUAUUUGAUCGAUUUAAUCUCAAAGGAAGGACUAAAGUGCUUCAAAAGAUUUUGUUAUUCGAUCGAAAGUGAAUGUAAAAUACUCAUUGCUGCUCUUAUAAACGACAGUUUAAAUUACGGAAAUUCACCAAAGAAUUCCAAUGGGGAAUCAUCAGCAUCAUCAACCAAUGACAGACUUAUUCUACAAAAUCUGCCAUUUAGGUGCUCAAACAUUAUGUCAUCUGUUGGUAAUCCAAACAGAUAG
Molecule: messenger RNA, 531 nt
Organism: Chironomus riparius
Lineage: Eukaryota; Metazoa; Arthropoda; Insecta; Diptera; Chironomidae
Source: the annotation of a GenBank genome assembly